GUCAACACAAUCCUUCAAGUUAUCACCAAAAUCGCUUGUUGAUAUUCAAAACACCUAUUUUUAUUACAAAAUUUUAGAUAAGUAAUUUGAGUUUAACCAACAUUAAUAUGUUCCUCAUAACGUAAUUGCACUAAAUUUUGUUCACGCAGUGAAAUUAAGUCAGUUUGGGACUAUAGAAUUUAGAAUUCAAACAUGGACGAAUCACAUCAUCGCAGCAUAAUGGAUCAUUUAGAAAUGGGCACCAGCGGGCAUCACUUGCAGGAAGACUUAUCCAAGGGUGUCCUACGAACUAUUCAUAAUGUCGAGAAUGGAACGUUGCAUUUCAUUACAAUACCUCCGGCUUCGAACAGCCGCGAACAGGAAUACAUCGAAAGCUCCUUACUGGGUGCUGACCUGCUGUCCAGCCAUCUUCCAAACGGGAUGCUGGUCGAUUACAUUGGUAACACGGGUUCAUCUACUCCAAGCAAUCAAUACCACCAACAGACUACCAGCUUGUUGGAUCAUCACAACAGUAUCCAAACAUAUACAGCCGAGGACCUGCAAACAUUGGUUGAUGCCAGCAAUCUACAAACUUCAGACAACGAGAGGAAAUUGUUUUUACAAUUUGUUAAUAAACCAACCACGCAGAUAUCUCACGAAGCACCCGUGAUUGUUACGAAUCCUAAGGAUUUGUCUGCUGUUAGUUCGUUGACCGAACACGAUAAACUAUCCCAGUCAGCACACUCGCAACCCCAAUUGACUAGUGUCAAUCACAUGUCCGUUCCUGUGUCGGGGAACAGCUUCAUCCACUAUCAUCAUCAGGAUCAACUUCUGAGCACGACCCAUUCCAAUGUGGCCACAAAUUCAGCGUGGCAAAACCAAUCUUCGAUACGUCUGGACCAUCAUCCCCAUCAAAUAAUACAGAAUACUGCACAACUUCAGCAGCAACAAACACUGUCGCAGCCGCAUCAGACACAACAACAAUCGAACCAGCAGCAGCUCCUAUCGUCAAUCCACCCUAUGUUGCAGAACGAUUGCAAUCCGGCUAAAUUGUUUCACGUGUCUUCGUCAGCUCCGAUCAACAAUAACAUUUCCACUACCAAUCAAACAUGCAUUACAAUACCGCCGUUAGCUCCCAUCAAGCGAGUUGAAUCUCCAAAGCGAUACAUCACCUACCAAAUGGCUCCGCCGCAAACAUCCACCUUGGUAAGGCCGUCCUCUGAUAUCAUAUCAACCGAAGGAUUUCUUUCACGAGAGGACCUCAUUGAGUGCGAUCCCAGGUCUGACGAAGAUGAGGAUCAAGAACCCUCAGUUACAAAUGCCUCCAACAGUCACUUCAUGAACAAUUACCUUCCUCACAAGAAACGACUAGCCAAGACGCUCGGUGACCCUAAAACCACAAACCCUCCUGAUCAAUUCCUCAGAAAUUCCGUUAUUUCUAAUGACCACCAGAAUCUUCAAAGUGAUACCCCUGUCAAGGAAAAAUCAAAGCCUUUUGCCUGUCAACUGUGCAGUGAAUCGUUUGAUGAUCAGUUGAUUUUCUUCACACAUCUGAAGGGACACUAUGAACCAUCAGCAGACAGUCCCAGCAAUGAAGGAAAAAACACCGACCCGAAGAAGAAGCCGAAACUUCCACGGGUGAAACACACCAAAAAAUUGAAGAACGAUAAAUCUUCGAGGGUAGUGGUAGAUGAGGAAUCACGACGAACGUCAUUACAAGCUGAGAAUCAGACAGCUUUAGACUCGCAAGCAGCCAAUCCUGCAGACAACAGCGGUGGAGUCUAUCAACCGGCUCAGCUGAACACGGAUGUGAGCAUCAAUCACCAGCAACAGCCAUCAGUAUUGACUAGCUGUGCUGCAGACGCGGAUACAGCCGGAGAAUUCAGUGAAACGGAGGAUAUGUUGGAGGGUAUCCGAAACGUGGUGCAGAAAGUACAGGAUGUUGUGGAUACAGAUACGAACGAUGGACUGGGACUAACCGUUGUUGACCGUCAUCAUAAAAUUUUGCCAAGCAGUGCGAACACCAUUGACAAUAAAACAUGGUUUCAUCCCCAGCACCGACCAACACCAAUGCCAGCACAGUCUAACGCUCCGAAACCGGCUGAUUUCGGUAAUGCUUUGGACACUCAGGAAAUACACAUCAACACCGGCGGUGAUAACUUUGUACUUUUUCUCAACAAGGCCGAUUUUCAGGAGCAAGAUAUGUUGGAAAACUCCAAUAAUCAUCGAAUACCACAUCAGCAUAACACAGCUCGACAUGAACAACACAUACUGCCGUCCAGCCAUGACCCACCGACUUCCUACAUUCUGGAAGCAGACCAUUCCCUACAACCGACCAGCAUCGGCGAAUGCGACAUGAACAGUAUUCAAAUUCUCGAUCUCGGUUCAAACGACAUAGAAAACCACGAAAUAGCCAAACUAGUAGACUUCGAGCUCACCACACCGCCACACGUGAACGAUCUGCAUGGUGAUAAACUUUUCAAAGGCGGUCGUAAAACCAGCGUAGUCGUCAACAACGAGGCGGAGUUCGAUGACGAGCAUGGAACUGAUGAUUUUUAUUUAAAUAAUGAAGAAGCUAUCGGGGAGGAUGCUGUGAGUGAUUACCAGGAAGAACCGUUAGACAAUGGAAACCAGUUUGAGGCAGUGGGCAACGUUAACGAUGUAAGCGUGAUCACCGUUUCGUCAGCUCCACCGGGUAAGAAAAAAGGUCGCAAGAAAGCCAAUACUAACGGAAAUGAAGCAGACGAAACUGUAAACGACGGCGAUGGGUCGAAAAAAUCCAGCAAAAAGUACCCCUGUGCAGAGCCGGACUGUGAUAAGGUGUUCAAUUCGAAAACGGCUGUUCGAUAUCAUGAGCUGCAGCACAAGAAUGAAAGGCCCUUCAACUGCAGUGAGUGUCCGAAAAAUUUCUUCACAUCCAGCGCAUUGAAAGUGCACGAACGGUUACAUUCAGGCGAGAAACCCUACAAGUGCGACGAAUGUGGGCGAGCAUUCCGGCAGUGGGGCGACAUGAAAUAUCAUCAGUCCUCGAUUCACUCUAAUGAGAAAACGCAUCAAUGCGAAUUUUGCGGGAAAAAAUUCGCUCGCCGCUAUUCGUUAGUGCUGCAUCGGAAAAUCCAUCUUAACGAAAAGAAUCACGUAUGUGACAUCUGCAACAAAGCCUUCCGAGCCAGCUCGUAUCUGCAAUCUCACAGAAUGAUACACACAGGCGAGAAACCAUACUCGUGUACGUUCUGUGUGAAGAAGUUCCGAUGCGGAGGCGAUAUGAAGCGACACCUCAAGACUCACGAGCGAAGCAAAUCCGGGGUACCAAUCAGUACCAAGACGACAGUACAACUAGAUAAGGAAACGUCGCCAAACAAAGCAAACACUAAAGCAGCUAAAAGGCAACCAACGGAUGUGAUAGAUCUGACUAAAAUCAAAAAUGAAGGUAGCAAGAACUGGACGCAGCCAGUCAUCACGGUGCUCUCGAAGGAUAUCAACCACGCCGCAGGUGGGUCGGGCAGCAGGAUCAACAGUACUAACAGCGCAACUACCGGUCCAUUGACGUAUCUCACGCAGGUCGCUGGAGAUCAGUUACGAAAGCCGGAGGAAACCGUACUGAUAACGGACAUCACGCGAUGGUAGGUGCAUCCGUAAUGCAAUUCUGUACUUUGUAGUAAAUAUGGUUACUUCCAAAAUCUACUUUAGGAAUGUGUAUAUAAAAAUUAUGUUAGGUCAAGUAUUUUACUCUUUUUGAAUAAACCAACUGUGUAAGUACAAAAUGAA
Messenger RNA from Armigeres subalbatus, 3747 nucleotides. RefSeq lists its product as uncharacterized. Gene Ontology annotation, biological process: regulation of transcription by RNA polymerase II. The transcript has 4 exons. The record is from RefSeq and is a predicted model, not a curated record. Gene Ontology annotation, cellular component: PcG protein complex; chromatin; transcription regulator complex. Bases 193 to 3606 code for a protein of 1137 amino acids. Gene Ontology annotation, molecular function: DNA-binding transcription factor activity, RNA polymerase II-specific; RNA polymerase II cis-regulatory region sequence-specific DNA binding. NCBI's taxonomy places the organism in Eukaryota, Metazoa, Arthropoda, Insecta, Diptera, Culicidae.